This is a messenger RNA of Malaya genurostris, 666 nucleotides long. RefSeq names its product cytochrome c oxidase subunit 7A, mitochondrial-like. NCBI's taxonomy places the organism in Eukaryota, Metazoa, Arthropoda, Insecta, Diptera, Culicidae. The record is from RefSeq and is a predicted model, not a curated record. The transcript is spliced from 3 exons. The coding region runs from base 147 to 425 and encodes 92 amino acids. Gene Ontology annotation, biological process: mitochondrial electron transport, cytochrome c to oxygen; regulation of oxidative phosphorylation; mitochondrial respirasome assembly.
GGGCUUAUUAAUAUUUGACAUUUCUGCUGAAAUGUCAAAAAAUAUUUUUCUUCAUUUAUUAGGCAUAAUUCUUUUGAGUGAAAAGUAUCAUCACGUUACGUGCAUCAGAAAAUAUUCCUAGAAACGUUUUUGGAAUUUUCGUCAUAAUGAGCUCAAAGAGUAUUGCCCAACUAUUCCUCCGAGGUAGUCGCCAGUUUUCUCGCAGUGCGGCUGUCUCAUCCGGCGAAAUAGCUCCCGGAUACAAAGAACUUAAGAAUAUUCAGGCUAAGUUCCAAAAACCGGACGGCAAACCAGUUUUCUUAAAGGGAGGAGCAGUCGAUAACAUUCUAUAUCUUACCACUUGCGCACUGUGUGUCGUUGGCAUGGCUGGAAUUGGCAAGUUGUUGUAUGAGCUAAGUUACCCACCCAAACAAAGCGACGAAUAGGCUCAGAUUGGUUCCAACAGCAUCCUUAGUCAAAAUGGUUAAGACCGGCAUUUAUUCUUCACUAGCAUUUCACGGAUUAUGCGGGAUUGUUUGCGUGCAUUUCGAGCCAUACUGUUAAAAUCAGGGUGGUUCAGAUUCCAGCGCAGUUAAAGCAGAUAUCGUAGAACAAUGUAGUGUACAACGUUUGUAAGCAAUUGAGUGCAUUGAAUAAAUGUUUGUUUUAAGCUCACUGGUGCGAUAA